Molecule: messenger RNA, 6385 nt
Organism: Spinacia oleracea (spinach)
Lineage: Eukaryota; Viridiplantae; Streptophyta; Magnoliopsida; Caryophyllales; Amaranthaceae
Exons: 19
Coding region: 143-6055 (1970 amino acids)
Biological process (GO): endosomal vesicle fusion; protein targeting to vacuole
Cellular component (GO): late endosome; HOPS complex
Molecular function (GO): protein binding
Source: RefSeq, a predicted model, not a curated record
UUUCAGAAAAUCUGAUGACUCUGAUAUGAUGCACAACUCUUCAAUCUCACCUAUAUCAAUCAAAAUUCAACAACUUCAGUCCUUCAACUCAUCAAAAGUGAUGAACUACCACAACAGUUAAUUAAUCUUCAAUUUUCUCAAUAUGACAAAAAACUUCACAUCCUCAAAACCACCGGUGACGGAGGAGCUUGAUCUUGACUCAUUUCUCCGGCGACACAACGCCACCUCCGAUGACGACGAAGACAGAGAACAUCAAAACUCUGACAUUCUUCAUCGUACUAUAGACGACAUCCUCAAUGAUUCCUCCUCGGAUUCCGAUCACGACGGGGUUUCGGUAUCUUCCUCUAUACCUCAAACUAAAACCCUAAAUUCCAGUGAUAAACAGUUGAAUUCGACGCAAUUUAAGUAUAAUUUAAUCCAACGGGUAAAAUCCGAUGUAUUGUCCGGAGUUUCCAGUAGAAAACCGCCGACGCCUCCGCAGAAUAUGCGGAAUCCGUCGAUUUUCAGCGGCGGAGUUAGUAGAAAGCCUGGGGCGGCGCUUGCGGCUGCUGCUGCGGCAUCGAGGAAUGUUCGCGUGCCUCGUGCUGCGGUGAUCAAGUCGAUGAGAGCUUUGAGUGUGAGUUUGGAGGGGAAGGUGUCGGAUGGGGAUGAAUUGUUAGGGUUUGUUAAGGAUGAUGUGAAAUCUGAGGGUUGUGAUGGUGAUAAUAAUGUAAACGAGGCAAUUGGAGAAGUUGUUGAGGAGAGAGAGAAUGGUGAUGACUCUGGAAUUGUGGUAAAUGAGGUAGUAGGAGAAGUUUCAGAUUUUGAGGAUUCGAGUGUGGAACAGGGAAUUGAAUUGAGAGAGAAGGAUGCUGUGGAGUCAGCUGAAGGGAGUGCUGAAAAGGGAGGUAGUGAAUUUGAGAAUGAUGGGGAGUUUGAGAGACAGGAGGAGUUGGUGUCUUCUGUUGAGAAGAAUGAUGUUCCUGAGUUUUGGGAUUUGGAGAAGAUAGAUAGUGGGGAUUUAGGGAAGAAGGGAACUCCACAUUCGUUAGAUGUUGAAGAGGAGGAAAGGGUAGGGGAGAAGAAUGUUGGUAAUUUGAAUGGGAAUUAUGUUGAUAAGGAACUUGGAUUGUCUUUGAAAGAGGAAGUGAAAGAUCAGGAUUUAGGGUUGGGGAUGCAGGAAGUACAGGAAAGUGAGAAGAGUGUGGUUAUUUUGAGUAGUGAUGAAUUAGGUACUGGAAGAGAUGAGGUAAGCUCCAGUAAUGAUGAUGUUAAGGAGCUUGUUGAGUAUAAAAUCGCUCAAUUAGAGAGCGAGAUUGAUAGUAAAAUAGCCGAGGAGAAGUUGCGCCCUGUGAAGAAGCAACUAGAAUUAGCAGAAGAACUUGAGAUAAAGCAAGCUUCUACCGGUCAGGACUUGGAGGAGGGGGCUGCUGCACAGCCUAUGAGGUUGGAAGGUGUGCGCAGAGGUUCGACUGUGCUUGGAUAUUUUGAUGUAAAUGCUGAUAAUACACUCAGCCGAGCUAUUAAAUCUCAGGCAUUUAUUCGUGAUUAUGGUACCCCUCUGGCCAUUGCAGUGCAUCUCAAUUACGUUGCUCUGGGGAUGUCUAAAGGUGUCAUUGUUGUUGUGCCGAGUAAAUAUUCUGCUCAUCUUCCGGAUAAUAUGGAUCCAAAGAUGUUGUUGCUUGGUGCACAAUCGGAUCGAUCCCAAAUACCUGUAACGUCUAUUUGCUUCAAUCAGCAAGGGGACCUUCUCUUAGCAGGCUAUGGUGAUGGUCAUAUUAUAUUGUGGUAUAUACCCAGGGGAACUGUGGCAAAGGUCAUUACUGGAGAGCAUGCGGCUCCUGUGGUUCACACAUUAUUUCUCGGGCAGGAUUUUCAAGUGACUCGCCAAUUUAAAGCAGUUACUGGUGAUGGUAAAGGACUAGUUCUGUUACAUGAAUUCUCGUCUGUACCAAUAAUUGGGGUCACAGUGAAAACACAGUGUCUUCUUGAUGGUCAAAGAACGGGCACAGUGUUGUGUGCCUCACCACUUCUACCUGACGAAUUUACUUUCUCAGGCAACACCACAGGCUCAGGAAGCGGUGUAGGUGGUGUCAUGGGUGGUGUAGCGGGAGCGGCCCCUUGGAAAUUCUUCAAUGAAGGUUCCUCCUUGUCUGAAGAAGGUGUGGUCAUCUUUGUCACCCAUCAGACUGCUCUGGUGGUGAGACUUAAACCUAGCUUGGAAGUCUAUGCGCAACUUUCUAAGCCAGAAGGCGUUCGGGAGGGUUCUAUGCCAUACACUGCUUGGAAAUGUACAACACAUUCACGGGGUUCCUCCUCAGAAAAUGUGAAUCCUGAAUCACUGGAAAGGAUUUCACUACUUGCAAUAGCAUGGGACCGGAAGGUUCAAGUUGCCAAGUUAAUAAAGUCAGAGCCUAAAGAUUCUGGAAAACCAGAACUUAAAGAAAGUGGAAAGUGGUCGCUUAAAGUUUGUGGAAAGUGGACACUUGAAAGCGCAGCUGUAGGUUUGGCAUGGCUUGAUGAUCAGAUGUUGGUGAUUCUCACAUUGGUUGGUCAACUUUGCUUGUUUACGAGAGAUGGUACCUUGAUCCACCAAACUAGUUAUGCCAGCAAUGAACCUGGAGGAGACGAUCUUAUUUCGUAUCACACGUAUUUUACCAAUGUGUAUGGCAACCCAGAGAAAGCUUAUCACAAUUGUCUAGCUGUCAGAGGAGCAUCUGUGUAUAUACUUGCACCUAGGCAUGUUGUUGUUUCCCGCCUUCUGCUGUGGCGUGAACGUAUUGAGGUGUUGAGAAAUGCAGGCGACUGGAUGGGUGCCUUCAACAUGGCAAUGACAUUAUAUGACGGCCAGGCUCAUGGGGUUAUUGACCUUCCCAGAGACUUGCACGCUGCACAGGAGGCUAUUAUUCCCUAUCUGGUGGAGUUGCUCUUUUCAUAUGUAGAUGAGGUUUUCUCCUAUAUUUCAGUUGCUUGCUUCAACCAGAUUGGCAAGGAAGAAGAGGUGGACGGUUCCUUGACUAAGAGCGAUGCUGCAUUUUCUACAAUUAAAGAGCAAUUUACCCGCGUCGGUGGAGUAGCAGUUGAAUUUUGUGUUCAUAUCAAACGGAUUGACAUUCUUUUUAAUGAAAUAUUCUCAAAAUUUGUAGCUGUUCAACAUAGAGAUACAUUUUUGGAGCUUCUGGAACCAUACAUAUUGAAAGAUAUGCUUGGAUCACUGCCUCCUGAGAUCAUGCAAGCAUUGGUAGAGCAUUACAACGGAAAAGGAUGGUUGCAGCGAGUGGAGCAAUGUGUUCUUCACAUGGAUAUUUCGUCCUUGGAUUUUAAUCAGGUCGUAAGGCUAUGUAGGGAGAAUGGUUUGUAUGGUGCCCUGAUAUACCUUUUCAACAAAGGCCUAGAUGAUUUCAAGACUCCUUUGGAGGAACUAUUGAAUGUGUUGAAAAAUCAUAAAAGAGACGCUGCUGCUGCUGCUGUUGGGUACCGGAUGCUAGUUUAUCUGAAGUACUGCUUCUCAGGCCUUGCUUUUCCACCGGGACAUGGAAAACUCCCUUCUGAGCGUCUGCCUUCUCUUAGGAUGGAGCUUUUGCAAUUUCUGCUGCAGGAUUCUGGUGGCCCAAAGUCACAGACAGGUGCAAGCCUAACUUCCACUGGAGCUUUCCUGAACUUGCAUUAUCUAUUGGAGUUGGAUACAGAGGCCACAUUAGAUGUUUUCAGGAUAUCAUUUGUGGAGGAUGAGCAUUUCAAGCUCGAUAAGCCUCUUCUUAAUUCUUCAGAUGCAACUGUUGACAAUCCAAAAGAUAAUGACUCAAUUGCUGGUUAUCAGGAUAUGCUGGUUCAGAAAAUUGUUGAUGCUCUAGUUAUUGUUCUGGAUAUAGAUAUUUCUCAGUCAGUCAGAUCUGCUGGCAGCGAUGAUACUGGAGUGGUAGUAUGGCCUUCAAAGAAAGAUAUAGGUCACCUCAUUGAGUUUGUGGCUAGUUAUGUCGCUUCUAAAAAGGCUAAUGUAUCAAAAAGUGUGUUGAGCCAAAUAUUGGAGUACCUCACUUCAGAAAAUCAUCUUGGCGAUCUUGCACUAAAUGAAAGCAAACAGAAAAAUGAAUCUAAGAAAAGAAGGGAGAAAAAAGUACUUGCUCUGUUGGACGCGGUUCCUCAAACAGAGUGGAAUGCAUCUUAUGUCUUGCAUUUGUGUGAAAAAGCACAAUUUCACCAGGUUUGUGGCUUAAUCCACACCAUCAGACAUAAUUAUCUUGCUGCUUUGGAUAGCUAUAUGAAAGACGUGGAUGAACCAGUACAUGCGUUUUCAUUCAUUGAUGGUAUAUUGCUGCGGCUGAGUGAUAAUGAAUCUUCUGCUUUCCAGUCAGCAGUCAUUUCCCGGAUUUCAGAGCUAGUUACCUUGAGCAGAGAAUGCACAUUUUGCUUGGUGAUUUAUCACUUAAACAAAGAAAGGGGACAUCUUCUCUCUAACCUCCAAUCUAGUCCAAGAAGCCUCUUCCUUUAUCUUAAGACCCUUUUUGAGGUUCAUCAUUCAGGCAUCCUCAGCUUUUCUUGUAUAAGGGUGGACAGUGUUUCUGAUGGUUCCUGGGACAGACAAAAUGAUGGAAAGAUUACUCUGGAUGCUUACCUAGAAAGAAUUUCUGAAUUUCCGAAAGUUGUACAAAAUAACCCCAUUGAAGUGAAUGAUGACAUCAUUGAACUCUAUAUCGAGCUGUUAUGUCAGUAUGAACCCGAUUCAGUUCUCAAGUUCCUGGACACUUUCGAAAAUUAUAGAGUUGAUCGCUGUUUAUUAUUGUGCCAAAAAUAUGGGAUCGUUGAUGCAGCUGCGUUUCUUUUAGAAAGGGUGGGUGAUGUUGGAAGUGCUCUUCUUACUACCCUCUCUGGACUCAACGAAAAAUUCAUCUUGCUUGGCACAGCAGUUGAAAGUACAAUUUCAGACAUAGAUAUAGGCAAAGAUGUAGAUUUAGAAUGCUUUGCUGCUGCUUCAGAGUUGAAAGAGGUACAAGACAUAGAAAAAAUACUUCAUGCAUGUAUUAGCCUUUGCCAGCGUAAUUCACCUCGUUUGGAUCCAGAAGAGUCUGAAUCACUCUGGUUUCGUUUGCUAGACUCGUUUUGUAGACCUUUACUUAUUUCUCAAGGUAACUCUGAAAAUGGUAUGGUAACUCAGUCUUCAAACUUUAAAGAUGACUCGGAGGUCAAUGCCAUCACAUGGACGGUUUACAGGAUACAGAAAUGUGCUCCGGUUCUGAAGAGAUUAUUUGCACAAUUUGUCAAGGAAAUUGCUGAGGGGAUGAUAGGAUAUGUUCGCCUUCCGUCUAUCAUGGCAAAACUCCUGUCAGAUAAUGGAAAUCAGGAAUUUGGUGAUUUUAAGCUAACCAUAUUGGGAAUGCUAGGAACAUACAGCUUUGAAAGGAGGAUUCUGGAUACUGCUAAAUGCCUUAUAGAGGAUGAUACGUUCUAUACCAUGAGCUUACUCAAGAAGGGGGCUUCUAAGGGGUAUGCCCCUCGAAGUCUUCAGUGCUGUAUAUGUAACUGUUCCUUCAAGAGUUCUUCCGGUUCUGGAAUUCGGGUGUUCAAUUGUGGUCAUGCAGCCCAUCAACAAUGUGAUGUUCAGGAAAAUGUAAUGACAAGUCAAAGUUCAUCUGGUGGAUGUCCUAUAUGUGUGCACAAAAAGAAGAUCCAGAAAUCCAAGGGUAAGAUGGCAGAGCAAGGGUUAGUGAGUGCUUCACCAUCUACAUCACGGCGAGCGCAGGGCACAAGUUUUUUGCACCCACAUGAACUCGAUGUAUUUGAGAACUCCACUGGCCCUCAAAUUUCAAGAUUUGAGAUAUUGAAUAGUCUCCAAAAGAACCAGAGAUUGAUCCCAAAUGAUACGAUGCCUCAGCUGAAGUUAGCACCUCCAGCUGUUUAUCACGAGAAAGUAAGCAAAAGAACUCAUUUUCCAUCAGGGUCAAGUAGAGAAGGUUUGAUGGAUGCCGAAAAGCUUAGUAGAAACAGGCAACUCCGAGAUCUCAAAGUAAAAAACUCAUCACUGAGGUUCCCGCUUACAUCAAAAAUAUUUGGCAAGGAGAAGACUCGUAUAGGCUAACCAUGGUGCAGCUGUUGGGAAUCAAUCUCGGUACAUUCCACUGCUUAAAUUGCUGAUUAACAUUUUCAUAGGAUCAGUAUCCAUUUUUUGCUAGCUCAUUCUGUUUAAAUAUCGUAGGGGUAUCAAGGUCCUUUUCCUUUUAACUGUUUUGUUGAAGCAGCGGCUUUCUAAAGUAGAAGUAUAUAGCAGAGCAAGUUAGAUAAUACUGACUACAUGUGACAUUUGUAAGUUUAGGAAAAAAAGUCCCGGCAAUUGUAAGUUUGAAACCCUUGCUUUCUGAUAAAUGUUGUCAUAUUCUAUGCUUCAAAUAUAGGAUUCUGCUAAUCGAUA